AUGAGCAGAGCAAAAGGGAUUGGGGACGAUGAAGGUGACGAGGACACGGACGUCGUGGACAUGGACAAGAACGAGCAGCUAAACGGCAAGAAACGAGCGACGGCGUCGAAACGGCCGCGGACAACGAUGGCAACGAGCCAAAGUCAGUUUCCAGCAGCAUUUUGGGGCCUUCAGUUCAAAAGUAUUGUUUUAAGGAUUACAUUUAUAACGGCCGCCCCAACGCCGCCCACAAAAAAGGCACAGCAGGCGCCGGGUCCAAAAGAAACUGUCAAAGAAAACUGGCAACAGCGCGCCCGCAAUAGCGACAGCGACAGCUGCGUCGACGUCGGCGUCGUCAGUGACGCCUGCCUGCCGCAUUUAACGAACACUAAUUCAUUGCGCUGUCAGCGCAGCAGCAGCGACAGCAACAGCAACAACAACUUGAACUCCAUUUUGAUGCUCAUCUGCUGUGCGGAAGAAGGAGAGGAGAGGAGAGGAGCAAGCGAGGAGCUUUUUUUCGUUUCUAAAGCAGAGAGCGCGCUUUCGUCGCGUCACAGCCUCCAGUUGGAUUAUUCAAUAGACUUCUUCAAAACGUAUAUCGAUACGCAGCGUUUUUACGCCGGCCACAAAUUGGAUUUCAAACAUCAAAGUUGUGCCGGCGGCCCUGGUUCCGGUGGUGGCGGCGCUGCUGGAGUGGUAGGCGUCGUCGGCAACACCAACAGCAGCAACACAGCCAGCCAGCAACACAGUCAGCAGCAGCAGCAACAACAGCAACAACAACAGCAGCAGCAGCAACAACAACAACAGCAGCAAGCUUUGCCAGCGAACGGCAACAACAACGGCAACAGCCACGCCCACAGUCACGCACACGCCCUUGCGGCGGCACACGCACAUCAGCUGCAACAACACUCAGUGCUUCCGUUGCAGCAGCAACAACAACAACAACAACAGCAGCAGUCCCAGCAACAACAGUUGUCGGCGGUAACAACGCCACUGCAGCAACAACAACAGCAGCAGCAACAACAACAACAGCAGCAGCAACAACAACAACAGUUGCAAGCAUCGCAGCAACAACAACAGCAGCUGAUCAACAACAGCAACGGCGUAGGCGUAGGAGUUGUCACGCCCACUCUGUUAAUUGGCAACGGACCCGGUUCAUCGUCGGGCGGCGUCGUCGGUCACACGGUUUCCUCCUCGUCCUCCUCCUCGGCAGCCGCCGCCGCAGCAGCAGCGGCAGCCGCUGCAUCGGCCGCAUCAGCAGCAGCAGCAGCAGCCGCCGCUGCAGCCGUUGCACCCGUCUCCUCCGGCGGGACAUCGGGAGCGGGAUCGUCGUCGGUGCUGCCGCACGUGGCGCCGCACAGCUUGGGCUUGAGUCCGCAGUCGAGCGCGGAUUCGCAGCAGUUCAACAUCUUUCCGGCGAUCUUUAGCCGGCAGCUGAACUUCUCAGCGGCCGGCGCUUGCGGUCAGGGCGGCAAACUCAGCAUGGACGAGCUGCGACCGAAUCUGGUGGGCGGUCUGUUGGGACUGCAGCAGGGACUGCUCGAGGAUCAUGCGAGUAGCAUGCAGCACGGCGGCGUCGCUCAGGACACCAAAUUCAUGUCGUUCCAGGACAAUCGCCUCAUGGGCAUCGGUGGCACGUCCUCCCACGAGAAUCGUUUGCUCAGUCUGGCCACCUCGGUGCAGGACACACGCUCACCGAUCACCACAUCGCUGGACAAAUCCUCAUCGUCGUCGCUCAAUCAUCAGCGCAAAUGCAGCAGCACGCCCGAGGAUUUCAGUGCCCUCUACUCUGGCCUGCCCACGCCCGGCAUGGACUCGUCCUCGCAUCAUCAUACGCCAGCGCAUACGCCGCCCUCUCGCCUCUCCGAUCACACCAUAUCGGCUGAAGGUGCAUUCAAGAAGCUGAAGCCGGAACCCAACAGCGGGCUGUCAACGGUUUCCGCCGGCAUCACAUCGCCCGGAAGUGGACUUUCCUCGCUGAGUCAGCACGCCGGCCACACGCCAACCACAGCAUCCUGCCCAACGCCAGCCAGACGAAGACAUCGCACCACAUUCACACAGGAACAAUUAGCGGAACUGGAAGCAGCAUUCGCCAAAUCGCAUUAUCCGGAUAUUUACUGUCGCGAGGAGUUGGCGCGCACCACGAAACUGAACGAAGCAAGAAUCCAAGUGUGGUUUCAAAAUCGCCGUGCGAAAUACCGUAAACAGGAAAAGCAGCUGCAGAAGGCACUGGCACCAUCUGUGAUUCCGUCGUGCAACGGUAUGAUGCGGAACAUCCAAGGCUAUAGCGUAUCUCGCGGAUACCAGCCUUAUCCGCAUCACAACACCAUGAAUCGUUAUCCUCAGGAUCUGUUCCAGAUGGGCGCUUCAUCGUAUCCGGGCAUGACGCAGCCCUUCUCCAUGGCCCACAGCACAAAUAUGGGCUCUGUGGGCGUGCGUCAGGACUCGAUGGGAAUGUCGCCGGAGGACGAAUGGUAUAAUAAAAGUUUAUCUGCAUUGCGGAUGAAUAGCUCACAUCAUCCGAACUUAUCGGCGCCGAUGCUUCAAUACCAGACAUAAUCAAAGACCUUUGACGACUUCUUUUAAAAGAUCGCAACUCAAGUUCCCCCUCCUCUCAUCCUGUUCCUGAUCCUGUUCCUCCGCAUCCUUGUGCCCAGACCUUCCAGUGAGUUGAGAUGUUUUAAGAGCGAGUGCGUCAAAUGGACAGCGACUAAAGCGAAUAAGAGAAUACGAUUAAGUAUUUCCACAUACUCAAAUCUCUCAAUAUGUAGAGAGCAUAUCUAUCUCUGUAACUGUAAUUGUAUCUGUAUCUAGAACUAUUCCGUGUAUGUCAACUAGCUAAGAGUGUGCUGAGUGUGUGAGUGUGUGUGUGUGUGUGUGUGUGUGUGUGUGUGUGUGUGUAUGCUAUGUAUUGAUAUCUAAGAUAUUUGUCGUACUCGAACAUUUUUGUGGGCGUGACACACCCGAUAUACGUAUACUUAAUCUACUUGUAAGACUUGUUGAUAUUUUUC
Molecule: messenger RNA, 2990 nt
Organism: Drosophila nasuta
Lineage: Eukaryota; Metazoa; Arthropoda; Insecta; Diptera; Drosophilidae
Product: AF4/FMR2 family member lilli
Exons: 7
Coding region: 1-2538 (845 amino acids)
Biological process (GO): regulation of transcription by RNA polymerase II
Molecular function (GO): DNA-binding transcription factor activity, RNA polymerase II-specific; RNA polymerase II transcription regulatory region sequence-specific DNA binding
Source: RefSeq, a predicted model, not a curated record